Molecule: messenger RNA, 5253 nt
Organism: Eimeria mitis
Lineage: Eukaryota; Apicomplexa; Conoidasida; Eucoccidiorida; Eimeriidae
Exons: 18
Coding region: 1-5253 (1750 amino acids)
Source: RefSeq, a predicted model, not a curated record
AUGGCGACGCGACGAAUCCCCCCAGCCUUUCAGUCUCUGAAAGCAGUGACAAAUCCUGGAGCGGCUGUGCGGCUCGGUAGACAACAGCAGCAGCAGCAGCAGCAACUGCAGCAGCAGCAGCAGCAGCAGCAACAACUGCAGCAGCAGCAGCAACUGCAGCAGCAGCAACUGCAGCAGCAGCAACUGCAGCAGCAGCAACUGCAGCAGCAGCAACUGCAGCAAGCGUGGCAUCGCUGGUACAUCCAAAAGCAGCAACAGCAGCAACAGCAGCAGCAGCAGCAGCAGCAGCAACACCACAGGCAGCAACUGCAGCAGCAGCAGCAACACCAGCAGCAGCAGAAUGCUGCGCGGCAAGCCCACCGCCUUAACAACAACAGCAGCAGCAGCAGCAGCAGCAGCAGCAGCAGCAACAGCAGCAGCAGCAGCAGCAGGUUCUCGCUUGCAUUAACUCGAACGCUGCGUCGUUUAGAGGAUAAUACAAACAGCAGCAGCAGCAGCAGCAGCAGCAGCGGGCGACAAUUGGGAGGUCGUGCUGCAGCAGCAGCAGCAGCAGCAGCAGCAGCAGCAGCGCUGCAGCAGUUCAGCCGUUUCUUUGCUGGAGCAGCAGCAAAACCCUCAGCAGAAGAAUGGCUGCUUGUGCACAGGGUUCUGUUGCCUCUCUUGCCUGUAGGCCACCUCAUUCAGCACCGCCCGCCAGCAGCACUCGCGGACCUUCCUGCUGCUGCUGCUGCUGCUGCUGCUGCUGCUGGUGUUCCUGCUGCAGCUGCAGCAACGCCCGCAGCAGCAGCAGCAGCAGCAGCAGCAGCAGCAGCAACAGCGUUCCGGAGGCCGUCGAGUGUCUGGGGGCCUUUGCCGCUGCAGCACGCAACAGCGUUCCGGAGGCCGUCGAGUGUCUGGGGGCCUUUGCCGCUGCAGCACACAGCGUUCCGGAGGCCGUCGAGUGUCUGGGGGCCUUUGCCGCUGCAGCACAAACUAGCCAUCAUUGAUUGGUUGCUGCAGCUGAAGCUGCCUGUAUCUGCUGCUGCUCUUUUGUUUGAUUUGGCUUACAACGAGCUGCUGCCUGCUGCAGCAGUUCCUGCUGUUGCUGCUGCAGUGAAGGCAGCAGCAGCAAGCUUCUGCAGCAAUACACCUGCUGCUGCUGCUGCUGCUGCUGCUGCUGCUGCUGCUGGUGCUGGAGCUGGAAAGCUGCAGGCUGCUAAGCCUGCAGCAGCAGCAGCAGCUGCUGCUGCAGCAGCAGCAGAUGCAGCAACAGGCAGCAGAACGGAGGGCUUGGUCUGGUGGUUUGCUGCUGCAGCAAGGCUGCUGCAGCUGCUGCAGCUCGGCAUUCAUCCUGCUGCUUCUGUGGAUAUCUUUCUCACCAGCGUGCCUGUGUCUCCGUUGCUGCCGCAUUUGUCGUUUCCUCUGGAGUUUGCUGCUGCUUCCCUUUCUGCUGCUGCUGCUGCUGCUCUGCUGCUCUCGUGCCGUUCGCGGCAGCUGUUCUUGCUGCAGCUACAGCAGCAACUGCAGCAGCAGCAGCAGCAGCAGCGGAGCACAGAACUGCCGCAGACAGCAGCAGCAGCAGCAGCAGCAGCAGCAGCAACAGCAGCAGAUCCGUUCCUGUCUUUGCUGCAGCAGCAAACGCCAAACACAGCAGCUGUCUGGGGAGCUAUCCGCCGCCACUUCCUUGCGCUUGAUAGCAGCAGCAGCAGCAGCAGCAGCAGCAGCAACAGCAGCAGCAGCAGCAGAAGGGCUCACCCAUGCUGCUACCUUGCACCUUAUGCUGACGAGCAGCAGCUGCUGCUGCUGCUGCAGACGGUAGGCCUGGAUGCUGGUUGGGCUGCUGAUGCUGGCGUUGCAGCAGCAGCAGCAGCAGCAGCAGCAGAUACAGCAGCAGCAGGUGCAGCAGCAACAGAUGCUUCCGAAACAGCAGCAGCAGCAGCAGCAACUGCUGCAGAGUCACCAGCAGCAGCAGCAACAGCAACAGCAGCAGCAGCAGCAGCAGCAACAAAACAGCGUGCUGCACCUGCACAUGGAGUUGAAUUGCUGCAGCUGCUGCAGCAGCUCUCGACCCUGCCUAUCCGCUUUGCUGCUGCUCCUGUUGCUGCUGCUGCUGCUCCUGCAGCAGCAGCAGCAGCAGCAGCAGCAGGGCAGAUGCCGCUGUCGCUAGAAGGAAGCUUGCUGCUGCUGGAGUGUAUAUACAGCCGAGCAGCAGAACGAGUUGCUGCUGCUACGCCCACGGAGCUGCUGCAGGCAGCAGCACAAGGAGUUGAUCUACACCUGGCGGCGCUGGUGUCAAGCCUUCCGUCCCCUCUGUCUGCACUCAGCAGCAGCAGCAGCAGCAGCAGCACAGCAGCAGCAGCAGCAGCAGCAGCAUUCCCACGUAUACCUGUAUUUGAGGUGCUGCUGCCGCUGCUGUCUGGAUCUAUAGCCGAAGCAGGGCAGCAGCAGCAGCAAACGCUGCGAGCUGUGCUGCUGCUGCUUGCUGCAGCACGAGCGCAGAUGCUGCACCCUUUUGCUGCUAAGGUUGCAGCAAUGACUGCAGCAGCACCGCCGCUGCAUCCAGCAGCAGCAGCAGCAGCAGCAGGCGACCGUACUGCUGCUGCUGCUGCUGCUCUAAGGCACGUAUCUUCUCCGUUGUUUGGUGGCGGUGCAGCAGCAGUAGCAGCAGUAGGCCGAGGUGCAGCAGGAGACGCAGCAGCAGCAGCAGAAAGAGCAGCAGCAGAAGCAGCAGAAGCAGCAGCAGGUCAGAAGCUAGCUUCUAUAUACUUUCGUUUUCGUUCCUCGUUGCUGUUCUUUGCUCGUGUUAAUGUUGCUGCUGUUGUGUCUCGCCACUUGCUGCGCUGCUUGGGGGAUCAGCAGCAGCAGCUGCAGCAGCAGCUGCAGCAACUGCAGCAGCAGCAGCAGCAGCAGCAGCAGCAGCAGCAACUGCAGCAACUCCAGCAGCAGCAACUCGAACUACAGGCAGAAACCAGACGCUUCCUCUUCCCCUUGCUUCAGCUUAUCCAUGCACUGGACGCUCCUGCUGCAGUUCGUCAGCAGCUAAUAGGCAUCGGGCUGUCUCGCCGCAGCUGCUGCAUGCAUUUGUGGCGGCUGCAGCAGCUGCUGCUGCAGCUGGUGCAGCAGCAGCAACUGCUGCUGCAGCACCGCGAGCAGCACGAGCUUCUGCAACUCCUUCAGCAGCAGCAGCAGCAGCAGCAGCAACCUUUGCUUCUGGGGGGGAAUCCGUCUGCUGCAGCGGCAUUUGCUGCUGAUUUCGCUAGAUGCACUGGACGCUCCUGCUGCAGUUCGUCAGCAGCUAAUAGGCAUCGAACAAAACAGGCAAUAGAAGAGUCUCGGGUUUUGUUUUUGAGGUGUCUCGACAGCGUCUGCCUGCGGGCAUCCAGUGAAGCCUCUGCGAGCCCUGAGCAGCAGCAGCAGCAGCAGCAGCAGCAGCAACAGCAGCAGCAGCUGCUGCUGCUGCCGCGACCUUUAAGUGAAGUACAGCAGCAGAUGCAGCAGCAGCAGCAGCAGCAGCAGCAGCAGCAGCAGGUGUGCGCGGAGCAGCAGCAAUACGCGCUGCUGCCCGCAGUAUGUGCUUCUCCUCUUGCUGCUCCUGCUGCAGCAGCAUCGCAGCCGCUGCAGCGGCUGACGCAUUUGCUGCAGAAGCAGGCAUGCAGUAUCAUGCGUGCAGCAGCAGCAGCAGCAGCAGCAUCAGCUGGAGACGCUGCUGCUGCUGGUGCUGCUGCUGUUGAGCCUGAAGAGGAUGCACCGUCCCUGGUAGAAAGCAGCAGCAGCAGCAGCAGCAGCAGCAGCAGCACGAACAGCAGCAGCAGCAGCAGCAGCAGUGUGAACGCGCAGCAGCUGCCGUUGCUGCUGCAAGUGCUGUUCAGCUGCUGGAGGCGAAGCAACGCAGCAGCAGCAUUAGCAGCAGCAGCAGGAGAACCAUGUUUGCUGCUGCAGUAUGAGCCUUCAUCUGAACAGCAGAAGCAGCAGCAGCAGCAGCAGCAACAGCAGCAGCAGCAGCAGCAGCAGAAGAAGCAGCAGCAGAGGCGGCGGCUGCUUCCCGAUAUGUCGCCGCUUGUUGCUGAGCUGUACAGACACCUCAGCCCUGCUGCUGCUGCAGAGGAUGCAGCAGCAGCAGCAGCAGCAGCAGCAGCACCUGAUGCAGCAGCAGCAGCAGCCGCACCUGCUGCCUGGUUGCAGGCUCUGCUGCUGCAGAUGCCCCUCGAUACAAUUUCUACUGGCAUGGCGGCAGUUGACGAGGAGCUCCACUUAGCCGCUCACGACGCAGCACUAUCCGACUCGCAGCAGCAGCAGCAGCAGCAGCAGCAGCAGCAGCAGCAGGCUUUGCUGCUGCUGAACAGCUGCGGCGACGUGCAUGCAUAUCAAGAGAAGCUAUCUGGGGUGUAUAGGCACCUCAGCAGCCUCCUAGACCUGCGGCUGCAGCAAGCAGCAGCAGCAGAGCUGCUGCUGCUGGCAGCACGAGUACCCUAUCUAGCGCAGCUGCCGCAGCAUCUACCCCUACAGCAACAACAACAACAGCAGCAGCAGCAGCAGCAGCAGCAGCAGCAGCAGCAGCAGCUGCAGCAGCAGCUGCUGCAGCAAGAGUCGCAGCAGCGGCGGGAGUUUUUCUUUUUGUCUAUUGUUGAAGAAAUCUCUGCUCGUAUGGCCCGGGGAGAAGCAGCAGCAGCAGCAGCAGCAGCAGCAGCAGCAGGAGCAGCAGCAGGAGCAACAGCAGCAGAUGGGAUAGAGGGUGCAGCAGGAAGUGUUGCAGCAGGAGAAGCAGCAGCAUUGCCUGCUGCUGCUGCUGCUUCUGCUGCUGCUGCUGCGCUUGAGGAGGACCCCGUAGGGCAGCAGCAGCAGCAGCAGCAGCAGCAACUGCAGCAGCAGCAGCAGCUGCUGCAGCAGCAGCAGGCAACCUCUCUGCUUCCAGGCAGCUCGCUGCAGCAAGCAGCAAACGCAACCAUUGAAAGCAGCAGCAAAGCAGCAGCAGCAGCAGCAGCAACUGCUGCUGCUGCUGCUGUGCAUCAUGUUAUAAGGCAUGCAGUGUACAUACAGCUGCAGCGGGGAGCAGCAGCUGCAGCAGACCCAAUACAGGUUGGGUCUUUGCUGUGGAGUUUGGUGGCGCUGCGGUGUACAGACAUCCAGCUGCUAAACCCUCUCUUCGAACGGCUAGAGAGGCUAGAGAGGUGGGCUUGUGGUUCUCUUCCUGCUGAGGUUUACCAGCAGGCGACAGCUUACCGCCUCGCAACCACCUGGAAGUUGCUGCAGGUCCGGCGAGGGUUUAGGGUUUAG